UUGUUUAUGGUCAGCAUGGCUGGGAAGUGAAAUACGGGUCUUCUGAGAUCUGUGCCGUAAAAGGAUCAACGGUGGAAAUGAUAAGCUCAUAUAAACAUCCAUCAGACUUUAAAGUUGAAAGGGCGUUUUGGUUUACACAAAACCCUGAAAAUCGCUAUAAUGAUCUAAAAUAUGACCCAAACUAUUCAAACCGUUCGGAAUAUCACUGUCAAAACAAAAUCUGCAGCGUUAAAAUAAAAAAUAUAACAGAAAAUGACAAAGCCGUCUACAAAUUCCGCUUUUUGACAAACAAUUCUGAUGGGAAAUAUACUGGUGUACCAGGAGUUUCUUUGUCUGUCACAGAUUUAAAUCUGCAGGAAAGAGUAUACAUCACUAGUCGGACUCAAAACUUUGUGUGGUUUAUGUUAGAAUGUCAAGCCAGCUGUGAUUUCCAUGGUACUCAAUCCUACAUUUGGUCAAAAAAUAAACAGGAGGAUUCUCAUCAAGUGUCUAAAUACUAUUUAGUCCCGUUGAAUCAAGCAGACACUGUAUCCUGUGGUGUCACAAGUGGUGGCUUAAGGAGUCCGAGUGAGUUUAGAGAGUUUACGCCUUCAACUAAAAUGUGUAGCUUCAGUGGAUCAACUGUGAAAAUAAGAUGCCACCCGGGAUUUUGCUCCGCAACUGUGGAGUAUGACACUCACUGGGCAAAAGGUUCAGACUUCAAAGACCGAGUUAAAUUUGCCUGUGAUAAAAACGACUGUACUCUGUCCAUCUCAGACCUCAGAGACAAUGAUCCAGAUGAGUUCUUUUUUACUUUUACCCAAAUGCAAAGAGAAGAAAGAUCUUCAAUUGGAUUAACUUUGUCUACAAACAACCACCUUGAGCUGGUGUGUACCAGCAACUGUCAGCUGCCUGAUAAUGUUGUCUUCCAAUGGUACAAGAAUGGGCAGACACUUCAUGAAAAAACACAGAACAUGAUUCUGAGAGAAACUUCUCUUUUAGACUCUUACCAAUGUGCUUUACAAGGACACUCGCACAGAUCUCUUCAAGUUUAUGCUCCAAGGAAUAUGUUGGUGACUCCUUAUGGUGAAAUAAAGGAGGACUCGUUGGUUAACCUGACCUGCAGAUGUGAUGCUCACCCAGCUGCUACCUUUGCUUGGUACAAGAUGGACAGAGGUCCAUCAAAUCCACUGAUUCUGGACAUUAUCAGUGCACAGCUGAAAAUGAUCUUGGGAAGAAUUCUGAAGAAAUAUUCAUUGACGUCUGUCUCUGUCUCAGUGAGUCCCUCUGGAGACAUAUUAGAGGGCCAAUCAGUGACUCUGAACUGUAGCAGUGAUGCUAAUCCAUCAGCGCGUAAUACCUGGUACAAAAAAACGACAAAGUGGUUUCUGUUGAACCACAUGGUAUUUACAGUAUUAUUUCUGUCAAGUCUGGAAACACUGGGGACUAUUACUGCAAAUGCCCCAAAGCGCCCCUCUCUGUCAAUUAGUCCCUCGGGUGAGUUAUUGGAGAACAAUGAAGUUACACUGACAUGUAGUAGUGAUGCUAAUCCACCAGCUAAUUACACCUGGUACAAGAAGGGCAAACGCUUACCAGAAGGUUCAGGACACAACUUCAUCAUCACCAAAACAAGACUUGACCAGAGUGGAUAUUAUUACUGUGAAGCCCAGAACAGAUGGGGGCGUCAUAACACCACCAUACAUCUGACUAUUGUGCCAGAUCCCAUCUAUUGCAACAUCAGACCAGUUGGAGCCCACAAGCUGAACGAGGAGGAAGAUGAAAGUGUAGAGUACAGUGUUGUCAAGUUUUCCAAUACACAAUCUGUUUCA
Molecule: messenger RNA, 1808 nt
Organism: Menidia menidia (Atlantic silverside)
Lineage: Eukaryota; Metazoa; Chordata; Actinopteri; Atheriniformes; Atherinopsidae
Source: the annotation of a GenBank genome assembly